Molecule: messenger RNA, 450 nt
Organism: Halteromyces radiatus
Lineage: Eukaryota; Fungi; Mucoromycota; Mucoromycetes; Mucorales; Cunninghamellaceae
Product: 60S ribosomal protein L34-B
Exons: 4
Coding region: 42-371 (109 amino acids)
Biological process (GO): translation
Cellular component (GO): ribosome
Molecular function (GO): structural constituent of ribosome
Source: RefSeq, a predicted model, not a curated record
AUUGAAUUGAAGCUUCCUCCUUUCACAAAGAAUUUAUCACCAUGGUUCAACGUGUCACUUACAGACGUCGUCUCUCAUACAACACCCGUUCCAACCGAGUCAAGAUCGUCAAGACUCCUGGUGCUAAGCUCGUCUACCAAUAUCAAAAGAAGCCUGUCAAGGGUGCUCGUUGUGGUGACUGUGGUAACACCUUGUCUGGUAUCAAGGCUCUUCGCGCUCGUGAAUUCGCCAACAUUUCCAAGACCAAGAAGACUGUCAACCGUGCCUAUGGUGGUUCCCGCUGUGGUCUCUGUGUCCGUAACCGUGUCGUCCGUGCUUUCUUGAUCGAAGAACAAAAGAUCGUCAAGCGUGUUCUCAAGGCUCAAAAAUAGACACUUUUUACUUAGUAAAUAAACUAUUGUUUUGACUAUUGUUUUUUUAUUAUUAUUGUUGUCAUGAUUUGAAUAAAAG